Molecule: messenger RNA, 336 nt
Organism: Paramuricea clavata
Lineage: Eukaryota; Metazoa; Cnidaria; Anthozoa; Malacalcyonacea; Plexauridae
Source: the annotation of a GenBank genome assembly
AUGGACUAUCUUCCGGGCCUCGCUUAUCUCAACUACCCUAACGCCUUGCGUCCAAUCUUCAGUAACCUUCCUGAAUCUAUCUGUGCUAAGUGGAACAAGUAUGUCGUAGAACACUCGUUACGAAGUUACGCUGCUUACCCACAAUUCUCAGGGUUUGCAUCGUUUAUGCAGAAGCAGUCGAGUCUGAAAAAUCACCCAAACGUCAUUGCUGGCUUCAAACGUGAAAGAAAGAAGGCCUUUCACAACACGGUUUUGUCUGGAUCAGUGGCCGAAGCUAAAGACUCACAAUAUUGUCAUUAUCACAACACGGACAGUCAUAACCUUGUAGAACACUAG